AUGCCUUGCACACCAAAACAUCUCCCUCACCCACAACCCCCUCACCGUGCAUCCGCGACCCCUCACCAUUCCAGAAGCGCGUGUGCCCCCUGGCACACUAUCCCUCCCCGAAAAAUAAUCUCAAUCGAGCACCCGGCCAUCAUCAAGAACGUGGACAAAGCAAUUGAGACGCUGGGCGGCGCUAAAGCUCUGAAAAAACUCUCGGAAACGAACGCCUCCCCCGGCCUCGACCUCCGCUUCCGCCCCGAAGACAUCAUGCAACCGCCCAUUCAAUCGAAAACCGUCGAGACGAAUAACAUACUCCUCAAGAUCCGCAUACCAAAGCGUAAGCGUGCGCCUGGGGAAGGUCCGGAUGAGCGCAGCGUGUUGGAGAGGUUGCGCGAUGCUGGGGAGGAGUGUACGAUCGAAGCCGUGGGGACGAUUGCGCAGACGGUGAGGUUUAGAGAUAUGGCGAAUUACCAGUUCAAUACGGCAGAUGUGGAGAUUGUGCGGAGGGUUAGGGAUGAGUUGGGGGGCUUGGAGUAUGCGAGGAUCAAGAACUUUGACAUCCCCCCCAGUCGUGGACUUAGAGAUCCGCAUCCCAUUCUCCCCCCGCCGUCGUUCUCGAAUACAGCGAUGCAGCACAACUACUACUACCGUCAGAACCCCGCCAUCAAAAAAACCCUAGUGGCCGGCAAACCCGCACUUCUGAACCUCCAGGCCGCACCGAAGACGCUCACACCAAUGGUGCACAUCUCCACCCCUACCACCCCCCUGUGCCCUCCGGACUCACUGCGACCCUACGACCUCCUUGACCGCGGGAACAAACAGUGCGUCGACCACCUGCGCAAGCUCUUUGCCCAACGGCCCAUCUGGACGCGCCGCGCCCUCUUUAACCACUUUCCCAAGAACCUCCAGAGCCUCGUGCGCUUCUCCAUGGUGCACGUGGCAUACAUGUGGCGCGCCGGGCCCUGGCGCGACACCUGCGUCGUGUACGGGUUGGACCCGCGCGCGGAUCCGCAGUAUCGUGUGUACCAGGCUGUGUUCUUCCAAGUCGACACGGAAAAGACGGCUAAGGGGAGGGAAAAGGCGAGGACUGGUGCGAGCCAUAUAUUCGACGGGAAAAACCUCGUGCGUGACGGCCGGUGCUUUCAGCUCUGCGACGUUACGGACCCCCUGUUGAAAGGUGUAAUUGACGGCGCUAGGGUUCGGUCUAAAUGCGAUGUUUUAUCCCCUCUCCCGUUUUGCCCGGCGUCUGCGCAUAGACUUAUAAUUGUGAAAUAG
This is a messenger RNA of Tuber melanosporum (Perigord truffle), 1263 nucleotides long. RefSeq lists its product as uncharacterized. Bases 1 to 1263 code for a protein of 420 amino acids. Gene Ontology annotation, cellular component: transcription factor TFIIIC complex. The record is from RefSeq and is a predicted model, not a curated record. Gene Ontology annotation, biological process: transcription initiation at RNA polymerase III promoter. Lineage: Eukaryota; Fungi; Ascomycota; Pezizomycetes; Pezizales; Tuberaceae. The transcript has 3 exons.